GCUUUUGAAUGUUCUCUUCUCAUAAGCCCGUACCCAUCAAAGGCAUGGGGCUGCUACGACACUGAAACCUGUCGUAGGGAAUCCGCUGCCCCAGUGUCAGCGGGCGCCGGCUUGAACUUUGUGACAACAGCCCGGCCAUUUGUCAAUGAUAUUGGAAGCAGGUGAGGUUGCUCUUUGUCUAAAGUAGGUAUCUAGCGCUUCUGCGACUCCAGCAAUCCGAGUCAUGGGGCGCCCAAAGAAGCGGAAGCAAAGCAUUCUGGAAGAUGAUGGGGAGGCGGGGGAGAUUGACACGUUGACUGUCAAUGAGGAAUAUGCCCGGCGCUUCAAGCACAACAAGGAGCGGGAUGAUCUGCACCGGCUGAAAGAGCUCCAAAAGGCGGGGCUUGCUGGGGAAGAGGAUUCGGACUCAGACGACGAGUCAGAAGACGAGGAUGGCCUCCUGCCAGAAGAAACGGAGGCGCAAAUUUUUGAAACUCUGUCCAGGAUCCGGCAGAAGGACCCGUCUAUCUAUCAGAGCGAUGUGGCGUUCUUUAAGGAGGGUGGUGGGGCCGGGGGAGGAACGCAGAAGACUGGAGACAAGAAGCAGAAGGCAGUGUAUCUGAAGGACGUAGUGGCACAGCAGCUGCUGGAAGGGGGGGGCGAUGAGGAGGAUGACGAUAAGAGGGUGGGGCUGAAGCGCAAGGGGAAGACGUAUGUCGAGGAGCAGGAGGAGCUGAAGAAUGAGUUUCUUAGGGGGGUGGGGGGUGCAGAGAGCGACGAUGAGGAAGAGGACGAUCUGCUCAGGGUGCGAAAGGGGCCGUCGGACGCCGCGACGUCAACACUCGCAGGCGCUCCGGCCCCGAAAGACAACGAAGUCAUGGCUCGGCUCGAGGCGUACUUUGGCAAGGAUGACGCGCUCGACGAGGGGGAGCGCUUUCUGAAGGAUUACUUGGCAAAUAGAAAGUGGGUCGAUAAGGACGCGGACCGGGUGCCGACUUAUGGGGAGAUUGUGGAUGACCACCCGGACGUGAGCGAGGACGAGGAGGAGGUUGAGCGCCAAGAAGAGUUUGAGAAGCAGUAUAACUUUAGGUUCGAGGAACCGGGGGCCGCGCACGUGGUGGGCCAUGCGCGCUCUGUGGAGGGGUCGGUGCGCAGGCCGGAUGAUGCCAGGAAACGAGCCCGACAGCAGCGGGAGGAGCGCGCGGUGGCGGAGGCGGCGGCGCGCAAGGAAGAGCUCAAGCGGUUGAAGAACAUCAAGAAGAAAGAGCUGCAGGAGAAGCUGGAGCGCAUCAAGGAGAUGGCGGGCAGCCUGGACGGCGCCAAGCUGCAGCAGCUGGUGGACCUGGACGACGACUUUGACCCGGCCGCUUAUGAUAAGCAGAUGCGGGAGAUGUUUGGGGAGGAGUACUACGAGGGCGGGGAGGACGACGAGGAGCUUCUAGGUAUAGACGAAGACGGGGACUGGGCCCCGCCAGAGGGCGACGAAGACGAAACCGCAAAUUUACCCGCUGCCGUGGGGCCAAGUAAAGCCGUCGGUUUCAAGGCGGCCAGGAUGCGGUUAGGGGGCAGCGAAAACGACGUCCAGAGAAAGGAUUCAGACGACGAGAGUGCGGAUGAUUCAGAAGAGGAGGGGGCGGACGAAGAUGGGGGGGAGGAAGACAGUGACGAGGAAGGGGGGGGAAACGAGGGUGAGGACGAAGGGGGGAAAGAGGAAGAGGAGGAGGAGGGGGGGGAAGAGGAAGACGAGGAGCGGCAGCGCGCGUACCGAGUGCUCCAGGAGGACAAGCAGGCGUUUGAGAAGAAGCUGGAGGAGUACUAUAAGCUGGACUACGAGGACGUGGUGGGGGACCUGCCGACGCGCUUCAAGUAUGCACAGGUCAAGUCCAACACGUUCGGGCUGCAGACGGACGACAUCCUGGCGAUGGAUGACAAGGAGCUGAACGCGCUAGUGUCGCUGAAAAACAUCGCGCCGUACCGGCCGGACGAGUGGCGGCUGCCCAAGUGGGCUAAGGCCAAACUGCGGCUGAGCCGCAAGGAGCGCAAGAAGAAGGCGCUGGAGCACCACGGGGCGGUUACCAAGCGGGUUAAGAAGGCGACGGACGGGGUUAAGGAGGGGGGUAGGAAGGAGAAGAAGGGGGUUAGGGAAGGGGAAGAAAACCACGGGGUUAAGGAGGGGGGUGAGAGAAAGAAGAAAGGGGUUAAGGAGAUGGUUAGGAGUGAGGAUGGACGGAAGGCGGAGGGACGACGGGAGGAGACGAACGGAAAGGAAGAGAAGAAGAAGCGGAAGCGCGAGAAAGAGGAGAGCGCUGACGGGGUUGAAGAGAAGCAGGAAGCGCAAGGGGAGGCGAGCGGCGAUGCGGAGGGGAAGAAGAAGCGCAAGCGAAGGAAGAAGAAGGGCGGAGCUGCUGCGCUUGGAUUGUCGGAGUCGCGGCUCCAGUCGUACGGUCAGCUGACAGUUCCUGGCAAGAAGGCGCACUGAUAGCGUCUUACUCUGCUCGAAGUGGACUCCAGGGCGAGCUUGGCCUGCUGUCGGCGGCAUGCAGACCCCAUCGAAAAAGGCCCUUCGCUUGUGCAAGUCUAGGCUUUGCAGCCGUCCUGAACGUGAAGUGACCGUAAGGCAGCAGUCUGGACACGAGCGAAGGGCCGCCAUACGAAGCCCUAAAACCCUUCGUAUGGCGGCCCAAGGAUGCUUAUUAAGUUUGCG
Molecule: messenger RNA, 2683 nt
Organism: Klebsormidium nitens
Lineage: Eukaryota; Viridiplantae; Streptophyta; Klebsormidiophyceae; Klebsormidiales; Klebsormidiaceae
Source: the annotation of a GenBank genome assembly